UAGGCAGUGCAGGUUGCAAACGCAUCGCGUGUGCCGAGUACGUGAUAUCUGUCGCUCCGUAGUCCAUGAAAUAAAAACGCGUUUGUAAGCGCCAGCCACCAUCUACGCAGCAAAAGACACAAGAAACACACACGAUGAACGAAAAUAACGACGUUUACUCACAGAACUACGACACCGGAUCAUCGUCAAUUGGACUACCAGGACUAAAGAACUUUUCAUCACCGUACCUGAACUAUGACCCCGUAUAUAUACCCGCAACCCAACCUGAAUAUAUUUUUUUGGAUGGCAACAGCAAGCAGAGAGGCAGAUUUGAACUGGCUUUUGGUCAAAUUGGUGCUUCCUGUAUGAUUGGUGCAGCCAUUGGUGGUGCAAAUGGAUUUUACAGUGGACUUAGAGCUACCACAUUGGCAGGCCAAACUGGUAAUUUAAGGAGGACACAAUUAUUAAAUCAUGUAAUGAAGAAGGGUAGCACAAAUUCCAACAUGUUAGGGUCUAUUGCUGUUAUAUAUUCAGCAUUUGGUGUUAUUCUAUCCUAUGCAAGAGGAGCUGAUGAUGAUCUGAACACAAUAGCAGCCGCAACAGCCACAGGAUGCUUAUACAAAUCCACAAGUGGUCUGCGGUCAUGUGGAUUGGGCGGCGCUGUCGGCUUAGGAAUAUCAUGUUUGUAUGCACUGUGGAAUAAUCGCGAUCGAUUUACCGAUGUCGGGCAUUAUAAUCCAGCAAAAUAACAAUUGGAACAAAGUACGCCGGCGGGCUUGCGAAGUACUGCAGCAUAGAUUUAGUCAUUAUAAUGCGCAUUAUGAGCAGGCGAAGACGAGCAAAUAAUUUGUGAUCGAAUUUAGUCAUUUCCGCAUUACAAUUAUUUGCUCAUCUUGUUUUAAUCUGAAGAGUGUGUAAUUGUAUUCAUAUGUACAUAGAAUGUACGUUUAGAAUGAUUACCUUACUGUGCUGUGAUUAUUUUUCAAAGGAAAUGAAUGAUUAGACAAAAAAUAGUUAAUAACCAGGGUUAUAUACAGAGUAUGAGUUGAUAGUGGAUGGUGUUAUUGGUAUUGCUAACCGUUAUCAAACAUAUGCAUAGUUACAGCUGAUGAAACUAUAUGAACAUAGUUGGAUUAAAUUACACUAAACUUACAAAUUCGUUUUCUUUCUUUAGGAGAUAACGAAUCGGAGGCUUAUUUUACUCACGUCUCAUCAAUAUUACAACAAAUGUAAAACAAGCAGACUUAUUACUUUCUACUAUUUAAAGUAAUGUAGAAGUAUUCGCAUUGUAGAAUAAAUCCAACGGCGACAAAAUGUAUCAUUUGUUUAUUAUAAAUUUAUUUGUUUACUACUUGAAUUUGUAUUUAUUUUUUAAUGUAACCUGGUUAUUUAUUUUUGUUUACAAUAAAAGUACAUACAAACUAAUAA
Dalotia coriaria is the source of this 1407-nucleotide messenger RNA. It is a transcript of the gene Tim23, whose product is annotated as translocase of inner mitochondrial membrane 23. Gene Ontology annotation, cellular component: mitochondrial inner membrane; TIM23 mitochondrial import inner membrane translocase complex. Gene Ontology annotation, biological process: protein import into mitochondrial matrix. The transcript has 5 exons. The record is from RefSeq and is a predicted model, not a curated record. Gene Ontology annotation, molecular function: transmembrane protein transporter activity. NCBI's taxonomy places the organism in Eukaryota, Metazoa, Arthropoda, Insecta, Coleoptera, Staphylinidae. The coding region runs from base 135 to 728 and encodes 197 amino acids.